GGUGGAAGCUGAGGCGGGAGCGGCUGCUCGUUUAUAAAGCAUGGGAGCGGAGCGCCGCUCGGCUGACGAGGCGGCCCGCCACCCAUGACGUCCGUCCGGCUGGCGGCCUCCUACCCGGACACGAUGAGCUGGGCCGAGGCGGCGCUGCAGCGCUACCAGCGCCAGAUGGGCGCGCUCGAGAUGCCCGAGUGGGAGCAGACGGUGGAGCGGCGCAGCGCGCGCAGCUACGGCGGCGUGCCGCGCAAGUCCACCAAGCCGGCCAUCGGCCUCAUCGACCUUGACCUGGUCAGAGGUUCCACCUUCCCGAAGGCCAAGCCGCACCUGGGCAUGUGGUACGCGGUGCGCCACGGUCUGCUGCGGGCCGCGCUGCUGCCGAUCUAUCGACGCUGGUGGCGCCGCCACGUCGGGCCGCGUCUCUUCCUGGCGCUGCUGGCCGCCUACCUGCUGUACGCCGCCCUGCUGGUGGUGCUCUGGGUCGGCGACCCGGCCUCCGCGCCGCGGCGCGCCGCCGACCGUCGCGCCUCGCGCGCCAAACUGGUGCGCAUCGCCGCGCUGCCCGAGACGGUGCGUUGCUACCACACCGACUCGACCGACUCCAAGUCGGGUGAUGAGUUCGCCGAGCUCAGUCCCAGCUCGUCGACGUCGGCGCUCUCGAAGGCGGCGCCGUCGGCCGCUGGUGGCCCGCUGCUCGACCCGGACCCGUUCAGCUGCCGGCCGGGCACGGACAGCUCGGUGGCCGACGCCAGCUGCUCGGAGCGCCACCAGUCGGACGCCGACAGCCAGCCACACCGCUCCUAUGUCAAGACGUCCGGCUCGGACUCAGAGGCCAGCUACAGCUCCGGCGGCUCGGCCACGUCCGGCCAGCGCUCGGCCGCGGCCACCGGCUCCUUCGACAACCCGCUGCUAACGCCGAGCGCCUCGUCCGACCGCACGGGCUGCACCAUCUGGGAGGGCGUCGACGUGAAGAAGGUGGACCUGACCACGCUCGACAUCUGCUCCGUCGUCGUCAACCGGGUCGAGUCCAUGCCGCAGUCCACCGACUACCUCGUGUUCGGUCUGGCGAUGGCGGCCCUGAUCUCCCUGCUGCCCACGCUGUGCCGGCUGGGCGGCGCCAGCGCGCCGCUGGUGGUCCCCGGCUGGCGGGCCUCACUCUGCCCGGCCGCCGUGCUGAACGUCUCUCUGGAGGUGUCCCACCACCUGGCCACGCUGUCCGACGCCGCCUUCGGAGUCACCGGCCAGGAGCGGAUGGUGACCGUCGGCUGCCUGCUGGUCACGCUGCUCGUCACUGGCCUGCUCUUCUUCCUGCUGAGCGUGGUGGAGCGCUCCUUCAAGCAGCGCCUGCUCUACGCCAAGUACUUCUGCUACCUGACGUCCGCCCGCAGAGCCAGGAAGUUCGAGCUGCCGCACUUCCGCCUGAAGAAGGUGCGCAACAUCAAGACUUGGCUGUCAGUGCGCUCCUGCCUGAAGAAGCGCGGCCCCCAGCGGUCGAUCGACACGAUCGUCUCGUCCGCCUGCCUGACCACGGUCGUGCUGGUCACCUGCCUCUGCGUCGAACUGCUGGAGAACACCGACAGCCCGCGCAUCGACUACUACCGCACCCAGCUGGUGGUCUGGUGCUUCUCGCUCGGGGUGUACCUGGUGCGGGUGAUGUCGCUGGGCUCGUACAUCAACCGCAAGUACCGCAACCUGUCGGUGGUGCUGACGGAGCAGAUCAACCUCUACCUGCAGAUCGAGCAGAAGCCGCACAAGAAGGAGCGCCUCGUGCUGGCCAACAACGUGCUCAAGCUGGCCUGCGAUUUGCUGAAGGAGCUGGAGAGUCCGUUCACCGUGCUGGGCUUCUCGGCCAACCCGUUCCUGUACAACGCCACCAAGGUGAUCGUGCUGUCCGCCUGCAGCGGCGUCCUCUCAGACAUGCUCGGCUUCAAGCUGAAACUGUACAAGAUCAAACUCAAGUGAGGCCGCUCGCUGCCAAGUGGUGCGGUGAGGCUGGAUCUGCCGGGCGGUGACUCGUGACUCGCUGCCGAUUAGUGGGGGUGGGCCUGCCGGGCGGUGACUGGUGACUCGCUGCUGAUUGGUGGGGUGGAUCCGCCGGGCGGUGACUGGUGACUCGCCGCCGAUUAGUGGCGGUGGGUCCGCCGGGCGGUGACUCGUGACUCGCUGCCGAUUAGUGCGGGUGGGUCCGCCGGGUGGUGACUGGUGACUCGCUGCCGAUUAGUGGGGGUGGGUCCGCCGGGCGGUGACUCGUGACUCGCUGCCGAUUAGUGGGGGUGGGUCCGCCGGGCGGUGACUGGUGACUCGCUGCCGAUUGGUGGGGGUGGGUCCGCCGAGCGGUGACUCGUGACUCGCUGCCGAUUAGUGGGGUUGGGUCCGCCGGGCGGUGACUCGUGACUCGCUGCCAAUUGUUGGGGAUGGGUCCGCCGGGCGGUGACUCGUGACUCGCUGCCGAUUGGUGGGGGUGGGUCCGCCGGGUGGUGACUCGUGACUCGCUGCCAGUUAGGAGGGGGGCCGUGGGUGGGUCCGCCGGACGGUGACUCGUGACUCGCUGCCGAUCGGUGGGGAUGGGUCCGCCGGGCGGUGACUCGUGACUCGCUGCCGAUCGGUUGGGCUGGGUCCGCCGGGCGGUGACUCGUGACUCGCUGCCGAUUGGUGGGGGUGGCUCCGCCGGGCAGUGACUCGUGACUCGUUGCCGAUUGGUGGGGGUGGGUCCGCCGGGCGGUGACUCGUGACUCUCUGCCGAUUGGUGGGGGUGGGUCCGCCGGGCGGUGACUCGUGACUCGCUGCCAAUUGUUGGGGAUGGGUCCGCCGGGCGGUGACUCGUGACUCGUUGCCGAUUGGUGGGGGUGGGUCCGCCGGGCGGUGACUCGUGACUCGCUGCCGAUUGGUGGGGGUGGGCCCGCCGA
Messenger RNA from Pollicipes pollicipes, 2900 nucleotides. RefSeq names its product putative homeodomain transcription factor (gene phtf). Bases 85 to 1956 code for a protein of 623 amino acids. Lineage: Eukaryota; Metazoa; Arthropoda; Thecostraca; Pollicipedomorpha; Pollicipedidae. The record is from RefSeq and is a predicted model, not a curated record. The transcript is spliced from 13 exons. Gene Ontology annotation, cellular component: endoplasmic reticulum.